GGCAAGCCAGCCGCAACUCGACUACAAUCGUCUUCAUGGCCCGUGCUCCGCUCACUGGCAACAGCGUCGUCGCCGUCAUUGGCGCCGGCACGCUCGGGCGCUGCAUCGCCUUUGAGCUCUCCAUGUCGGGCCACCGCGUCGUGCUCUUUGACCGGAACCCCGACAGCAUCUCGCGCGACAUUCUCAAGUCGGCGAGCUACGCGAUGCUGCAGCCGCUCUGGCGCCUCGGCUACAUCCCGCAGGACAUGGUGGGCCGCGCCGUGAGCAACAUCCAGACCGCGACGACGCUCGAAGAGGUGGCAGCCGCGCGGCCGUCGCUCGUGAUCGAGUCGAUUCCCGACACGCUGGGGCUCAAGCGCGACCUCUUCCGGACGCUCGAGCGGCUCUGCCCGGCGACGACGAUCUAUGGCACGUCGACCAUGAAUCUGAGCGUAAACGACAUUGCCUCGGGCAUGGCGCGCCCGAGCAACCUCCUUGGCAUCCGCUUCUUCCACCCCGUGCUGCUCAUCCCGCUCGUCGAGCUCACGCCCGGCGCCGCGACGGCCGCCGAUGUUGUCGCCGACGUCCAGCGCUACAUGACGCUGUUGCACAAGACGUGCAACUUUGGCCCGACCAAACACGUCCUCGAUCGCGCGCAAGUCAACAACUACCAGCUCCAGACCGCGCACGUGCUCGGGUACCACCAGGAAGCGCUGCCCGUCGCUGUGCCCGUGCAGUCGCACGGCCACCACUGAGACGUCGUUCGUACGGCGCGUUGAUAACAAUGAUCGUCGUGGCGCCACUA
Molecule: messenger RNA, 784 nt
Organism: Saprolegnia diclina VS20
Lineage: Eukaryota; Oomycota; Saprolegniomycetes; Saprolegniales; Saprolegniaceae
Exons: 3
Coding region: 36-734 (232 amino acids)
Biological process (GO): fatty acid metabolic process
Molecular function (GO): NAD+ binding
Source: RefSeq, a predicted model, not a curated record